UUGCUUAAAGCAGACGUGGUUUGGUCUACGUCAGAUCCGUCCACGCGAAGUCUUCAAUACAUUCAACGUUAGUGAUAUAAUUCCGGAAAAGUCUACCGUUAUUUAAUGAUUUCGCUUCCAAUUUUAGGACAAUUUCUUCUGUCAUAUUUAAUAUGAAGUCGGUGCUUCUUCUGUUGGGAAUUUUAAUUCCUGUUUAUGGACAGAUUUUCAUAAAUCAACAAAAAUGGAGUCUGACUUUGACAACUCAAGCGAACUUGGAAAAAAUAUACCAUGUGGAGGAAGAACUACUUCAAUCAUUUUCCAUAUUCUUAAGGCAAGAACAGUUCUAUCAUAAAUUGGAUAAUAGAUCCCCUGAUGAUGCCGACGAAGAGGAAGAAGAACACGAGAACGCCCAUGCUCAUAAUGGAUCUAAAUCUCAUCUAGAAGACGUUAAAAAGAAUAUUGAGUUAUUGGAGGAUGCCAAGAGGGUGCAUAGAAUAGUUUCUAAUAGAGUUAUGAAAUAUAUCUUACACCCUAUUAAUGUUUAUCAUAUGAUGAGAAGAGUUAGAACAAUAAAUAAAGCUGCAAUGGAUGUGUUUGAAAACGUCUGUAAAGCAUGGAAUAUGCCGGAUCUCAAAUACAGAUUACAGAACAUAAACAGGAGUGUCCCAACUGAAGAACAUUUUGAGAAUGUGGCCUAUGACUUGGUGAUGUUACAACAUAUUUAUAAUCUUACAGAAAAUAGUUUGUUCAGUGGAAACCUUUUUAACCAUUCUUCACUGGAUCCUCUUUCACCUCGAGAUAUUUAUGAUAUAGCUCGCAUAGCGUAUAAACGACAGGAUUAUUAUUAUGCUAUACGAUGGGCUAGAUACUUGACUGAACUGUUUAAUACAUAUGAUGUACCUGAUGAUCGCUAUGGUUUUAGUAUGAAGAACUUGUUUGCUAUCAUGUCUUCAUCAUAUUAUCCACUCAAACAGUACAAAAGUGCCAUGAUUUCCGCUCAGAUGAUUCUUAGGCUAGAUCCUGACAAUAAACUAGCGCAAGUUAAUGAGAAAUUUUUCGAAAGAUUGAUCGACCAAGAUAAAAAAAUUCCAUUACGUAGAAUUCCCCCAGGUGAUAAAACUAGAAGAAAAUAUGAGGCUAUGUGUCGUGGAACUUUGAAAAAGCCAGCUAAAUUAGCAAAACAAUAUAAAUGUAAAUACCAAAGAGGUAAAAAUUUGUUUAUAUACCACAAGAUGGAAGUGAUGAACCUGAAACCGAAAAUAUUAGUCUUUCAUGAUGUUUUUAAUCAAGAUACUGGUGAUGCCGUCGCUUAUCUUGGAUAUAAACCGUUAAGUGAAGCUUCAUAUAAAAACAGAAUGUAUUUUGAAUCUCCCCACUUCACAGCCAUUCCACGCGACCGAACUCGUUCACAGUGGGUUAAAGCGUUAACUAACCGUUUAGAUGAGCUACCAAUGGCAUCCAUUAAACCCUACAGGAAAGGAAUAUUAGAGGUUAGAAAUAUUGGUUUUGAGGGUAUGUAUUAUGAUAUCUCUGAUGCCAAAAAUUGGGUACCCAAACUUGGCGGAGGCAACACGGCAUCCAUGUUUGCAUUCUUGAAAGAUGUGGAAGCUGGUGGUGAAAUGGUCUUCCCCUAUCACAGAGUUAGAAUCACACCUCGACUGGGUAGUGUAGUAUACUAUCUGGCAUCUAGAAGUUUUAUGAUGGUUUGUCCAGUAGCUUACGGUACAGAAUGGCUGUCCGUAAUGUCUUUUUAUGAAGAACAUAAGUAUGGAUUUUGUCGAGAUCACGAUCAACCAUAAACGCAAGAUAACUCUUUACGUUAUUCACAUCCAUCGUCAGGUCAUUCUCAAAGAUUAAUUCUCUUGGAUUAACAUUAUUAUUACCUUUGAAUAAUAUAAAGUAUGACACUUUUAUAUUUCUUAAAUUGCCAAAAUCAUUUCCUUUUACUUAGAAAGAUUUUGAAAAUAUUCUUAUAAUACAUGUAAUUAUUUAUAAAUCUCUAUAUGUGUGGCAUAUCUACUUAAAACUAUUUAUUUUUUUCAAUUUAUAAAAAUCUAUCAUGCACUUAGUUUAACAAAAUCUACUUAAAACUAUUUAUUUUUUUCAAUUUAUAAAAAUCUUAUCAUGUACUUAGUUUAACAAAAUGUGGAGUUAGUUCCCCUUAAUUUAGCGUUACACAGUUUUAGAUCGCUUAAUGUUUAGCUAUACGGAUUGUCCUGUCCGGAUUGUCAUCUAAAUGUAAAAGGUUUGGCAUUUUCAGAAAAAAGGGUGCCUCCUUUCUAGUUGCCAUUAAAAUGUCAAUGGAAGCCCCGUACGUAGAAGAUGUUUUUACUCCCUUAGAACUCCACUGAUGAACGUCUGUCUAUGUAUAUAUUAAGUUAUUGUCCUGUUCUUUGUAUAUUUUGUAGACAAUAAAUCAUUAUAAUAUAUAACAAAAGUUUCCACAUUUAUAUAUUCUAUAAUUGACGGCUGAAAAGCGUAACCGGGUGCGCGUGUGUGUGAGGGGGGGGGGGGCAUAGGCUAAAAUUACUUAAUAAGGGACGUUUUAUAUGUCACUGAUCAGUGUAAUGAUGAAACAUAAAGUAACAGUGUGUCCAGUGAGUAUAUUAUGUCAUUUACCUCUAGCAGUUUGGACAAAAGUUCGACAAAUUCUGAAAAACUGCUAUUUUGAAAUAUAACUUAUGAUAGCCACAUUCAGAGAAACAUAUUUCCAAAUCUAAGCCCGAUCUAGUGUGCUUGCCCAAAUAAUUGAACAACUGAAAAUCAUUUGUUGAAAAGAUCAUUUAUUCAUAAAGUGCAUGACACGUUAAAAUAUAAAUUUAGUACAUACAUUCCUAGAAAUGAUAAGAAUAAAGGACUAUAACAAAACACCUGUCCAGUUGAAUAAAAGACAAGACUUCAGACAUGGCAUUUGUGAAACAUGUAGUAAGCAAGACACUAUAAUUGGAUAAACUGUGGAAAAUGAGGAAUACUAACCAUCUGAAGAUACAGACAGUGAUUAUAUUCUAUGACCCCAGUAAAGUAUAGUACAUGUAUAUGUAUUUACAUUUAGCCCGGUCGAUGCAAAUCACUAGGACCUUCAACCUCAUUUCAUUUCUAUUUACUAUUUUAUUAUUUUUUAGAAUUUUCUUUGCUUUAAUGUUUUUAUUCACAAAUGACGUCAUGUGGAAUUAUAUAUGGCAUGGUAAUAUAUAAUUUAAUUCAAUAUGAUUAAAUCAGAAAUAAAUUACGUUUUGUUUUGUUUUACCUCUUGUACGUUGUACUACAGUGUAGUGUAAUAUUCAGAAAUAAAUAAACGAAACGAAAUGAGA
Molecule: messenger RNA, 3293 nt
Organism: Patella vulgata (common limpet)
Lineage: Eukaryota; Metazoa; Mollusca; Gastropoda; Patellidae
Product: prolyl 4-hydroxylase subunit alpha-1
Exons: 14
Coding region: 153-1781 (542 amino acids)
Cellular component (GO): endoplasmic reticulum
Molecular function (GO): protein binding; procollagen-proline 4-dioxygenase activity
Source: RefSeq, a predicted model, not a curated record